Messenger RNA from Oryzias latipes (Japanese medaka), 3302 nucleotides. RefSeq names its product collapsin response mediator protein 1 (gene crmp1). Gene Ontology annotation, molecular function: hydrolase activity, acting on carbon-nitrogen (but not peptide) bonds, in cyclic amides. The record is from RefSeq and is a predicted model, not a curated record. Lineage: Eukaryota; Metazoa; Chordata; Actinopteri; Beloniformes; Adrianichthyidae. Gene Ontology annotation, cellular component: cytosol; cytoplasm.
UGGUAGUAGAACAUCAGCAUUGCUCCUAGAAGUGGGACACUCCAUAUUCUUUAUCUCUAUCUGCAUGAAAAGGGAACUGAACCUCUAUUUUGCAUAGGAGCAGUGCGCCUGCUUAAGGAGGCGGGACUGUGACCCGGUUAGACGUGAAAUUGGCAAAACCGUCUCCAUCUCCUCAGACUGGAGACAGUCCGGUCCGCGUGAGCUGCAAUGUCUGACUGCAGGCGGCAGUGGAACCGGGAGGAUGAGCUCCCCGUCUACUUUGCUGGACCGAUCACCACCGGACCAAACCAGCGGAAAUCCUUUGGGAUGUUCAGCUCUGUGGAAGGGGCGUUUGAGAGCAAGACCAUAGACUUCGACAACUACGCGGUGGGGAGGAAAGGGAACCGCACCCCGAGGAGUGGGAGCCGGGAAAGGCUGCUGGAUACCGGCGACCCCAUGGGGAAGACCACCGGGGGGACACGGCAGGGGUCAGACUCAGAGAGCAAUGCAGCCAGGGACGCAGAUGAGUCUCGGGCUGGGGUUGAGGUUCAAGUCUUAUCUGAGAAGACGAGCCCAAAUGGACAGGAUGAACGGCUUCUGAUCAGAGGGGGGCGAGUGGUGAACGAUGACCGCUCCUUCUUUGGAGACGUCUACAUCGAGGAUGGCCUCAUCAAGCAGGUGGGGGAGAAUCUGGUUGUUCCUGGAGGUGUCAAAGUGAUCGAGGCCAAUGGUCGCAUGGUAAUUCCAGGUGGGAUUGAUGUCAACACCUGCUUGAUGAAGACGUACCUGGGCACACAGCCUGUUGAUGAUUUCCUCCAAGGCACUAAGGCUGCACUUGCUGGGGGAACCACGAUGAUCAUCGAUCAUGUGACCCCUGAGCCCGGGGAAAGUCUGCUGGAGGCGUUUGAGCGCUGGCAGGAAGCUGCAGAUAAACGAGCGUGCUGCGAUUACUCUCUGCAUGUGGACAUCCCCCUGUGGAAUGAGACUGUUAAAGAUGAGCUGGAGGUCCUGGUGCAAGACAAAGGUAUCAACUCCUUUCAAGUGUACAUGGCCUAUAAAGAUGUGUACCAGAUGACAGAUUCUCAGCUGUAUGAGGCAUUCUCCUUUCUGAAGCAGCUGGGGGCUGUUGUGUUAGUACAUGCCGAAAACGGAGACCUGAUUUUUGAGGAACAAAGAAAAAUCCUUGGGAUGGGAAUCACUGGUCCUGAAGGGCAUCCUCUGAGUCGUCCUGAGGAGGUGGAAGCUGAGGCUGUGUUUCGUGCCAUCACCCUCGGUAACUGUGUGAACUGUCCUGUCUACAUCACAAAAGUGAUGAGCAAGAGUGCCGCUGACACCAUCGCUCAGGCCCGCAGAAAAGGUUCCGUGGUAUUUGGAGAACCAAUUACAGCUGGCUUGGCGACGGACGGUUCUCAUUAUUGGAGCAAAAACUGGGCCAAAGCAGCUGCCUAUGUGACCUCUCCACCUUUAAGUCCUGACCCCACCACACCAGAACAUCUCCACACCCUGUUGGCCAGCGGGGACCUGCAGGUUGUGGGCAGCUCUCACUGUGCUUACAGCACAUCUCAGAAAGCCAUCGGUAAAGAUGACUUCACCUUGAUCCCAGAAGGAACCAACGGGGUAGAGGAGAGGAUGGGCUUCGUCUGGGACAAGGCUGUGGCCAUGGGGAAAAUGGACGAGAACCAGUUUGUGGCAGUCACAUCAACCAACGCAGCUAAAAUCUUCAACUUGUAUCCUCGUAAGGGACGCAUCGCUGUGGACUCUGAUGCAGAUAUCGUCAUCUGGGACCCAGACAUUGUCAAAACCAUCACUGCGAAACAGCAACAGUCGGCUGCAGAGUAUAACAUCUUUGAGGGCCUUGAGUGUCGGGGAGGUCCAGCUCUGGUAUUGAGUCAGGGCCGGGUGGUUUAUGAAGGAGGCAAGCUUCAGAUACAGCAGGGGACUGGUCGGUUCAUUCCACGCAAGCCCUUCCCAGACUACGCUUUCCAGCGGAUCAAGUUUAGGAACCAGGUGAGCAGCAAGCAGGGUGUCACGCGUGGUGUCUAUGAUGGCCCUGUGCAUGAUGUUACUCCCACCCCCAAAUACAUAACCCCUUCUCCAUCAGCCAAAACCUCCCCCACCUCUCACCAGCCACCAACAGUACGCAAUCUGCACCUGUCCAACUUCAGCCUCUCAGGUGCUCAGAUAGAUGACAACAUUCCCCGGAGGUCUGGCCACCGCAUUGUAGCACCUCCCGGUGGUCGCUCGAACAUCACCAGCCUUGGCUGAAUACUUUUGUCUGCACUUUGCGUGUUGUUUGUGUGAGAUACCUCCUCAUUAUUGUGUGCUGAAGCAUAUCUGAGUGUGGAUACGUUGGCAUGUAUGAACACUUUUCAGUAUUAAAGUGGAAUCCCUAGUAUAUAAGAUUACACUUUUAUUCCCAAAAGAUAUAACAAAUACAAAAUAAAGCGUAUUUCACAAUCAUUGAAGACAUUCAAAUCUAUGCCAAACGUUAUAUUUGGACUCACAAAUGCACAUGUGAAUACUACUUUUAACAUCCAACGCUAGUACUUGGUACUUUGUUGUUUUUCCCUCCUGUUGUCUAUGACAUCUUUCAUUUUUAUCACUUUACUUUCUCAGACACGGUGCUCCUCUUUCGCCCUCUAGUGGUCCAUUGAAGUAACAACAUUUUUUGGUCAAUUCUGCAUCUGGUUAAAAAAAAACAGCUCAGCAGUGUACUGCAUUUUCUGACACGAGACUUUUAUUAUGUUAUACAUUUGCAUGAUAAAAUUAACACUUUUGACUACUUGUGUGUUAUGACUGCAAGGGUAGAACACAAAUAACGUAUUACUCAAAGCACAUCUGUAUCAGCACAAACGUUCUCACACUUGAUUGCUGUAAACUAAGAAUAAAACAAUGAGUAGUUCCUCUCCACACAUAUGCAAAUGUAUCAAUACUCUCAUUUAAAAUUAGAAUAUGGAACGGCGCUUGACAGGAUGUGCAUGUUGUAUUUAGUUCUGUGUUCUUAUAUUAAAGCUUCACAACGUCUUUUACAGUCCUCUGCCCAUCACUGUUGCCAGAAAUAGAUCCAUUGUUGCAGUAACAUUUUGAAUUCUGCUGUUAAAAAGCUUCAGCUUCCACUCCUGACUCUUAAAAUGUCACUGAUACAAUAAUCUGUUUUAAAAAAAAGUUGAUUUUGUUUUUCCUUUAUGUGUUAUCUUCCUGAUGCAAUAUUUAAUGUUUCUAUGGUGCUCUGCUUUUCUUCCAUUUGUAAGCUCUUUCCAAUGGAACCAGUAAUUUUGAAUAAAGGUGGUGUGGAAUGGCAUAAUAAAGGUCUAAAACUUAAA